UUUUGGCCUUUACCAAUCACAACUGCAAGUCGAUUCUCAUGGAUCAGGUGCGGCAUGUAAUCUUGGUAUUGUCAGGAAAAGGAGGAGUUGGGAAAUCUUCCGUAACAACUCAGUUGGCUCUUUCCCUUCAUGCAUCUAAGCUCCAUUCGCGACCUCUAAAAAUUGGCAUUUUGGACAUUGAUCUUACCGGACCGUCAAUACCUAGAAUGUUUGGAAAAGAUGCAGAGGAAAGUCGCAUUCGUCAGUCUAGUGCUGGCUGGAUCCCUGUAUAUACAGAUGAAACGAAGGAAAUUGGGCUUAUGUCGCUUGGGUUCUUGCUUCCUUCAAAGAAAGACAGUGUCGUCUGGCGUGGUCCGAAAAAGGCUGCUAUGAUCCGCCAAUUUGUGAGUGAUGUACACUGGGGUGAGUUAGACUAUCUAAUUAUUGACACUCCUCCUGGAACCGGAGAUGAACACUUAACCAUUGUGGAAUCCUUGAUGACGGAGACGUCGGAUGUACGAAAAGCUCCCAUUGACGGCGCAGUUAUGGUCACUACACCUCAAGCUCUUGCUACGCUAGACGUCCAGAAAGAAAUCGAUUUUUGUAAAAAAGCGGAUCUCCGGAUUUUGGGGAUAGUGGAAAACAUGAGUGGCUUUAUAUGUCCUCACUGUGCUGACUGUACAAAUAUUUUUUCAAGCGGCGGUGGAAGCACACUUGCGGAAAAAUAUAAAGUACCUUUUCUUGGAUCAGUUCCGAUUGACCCAAAGUUUGGUGAGAUGAUCGAAAACCAAAACGCCUCUACGAAUCUUUCCGUGCUAUAUCCUGAAACAGAGAUGUCGAAGGCCUUCUUCCCUAUCGUGCAAAAUUUCUUUCACCAGAUGUAUGACAAGCGCUCUUUUAAACUCGUUACCAGUCUUGGUGGUCAUGAUGGAAGGAUAUGGAGUGUAGACUCUCAUCCGGUUUUACCUCUUUUUGCUAGCGGUUCGCAAGACAAGACUGUCCGUAUUUAUAACAGUGAUACUCUUCAACUUGUGCAUGUAAUAGAUGGAUUUCAUUCCCGUAGUGUACGUAGGGUUGCCUGGCGUCCUGUUGAUCGUCCUAUACUAGCAGCGGCUUCUUUCGAUGCUACGAUAAGUAUUAACGAAAAAAUUGACGACGAUUGGGAAUGUACAGCAGCUCUUGAAGGACAUGAGAAUGAGGUUAAAUGUAUUGCUUGGUCUCCCGGUGGUAACUUUCUUGCUACUUGCUCUCGUGAUAAGUCAGUUUGGAUUUGGGAAACUACAGAAGACGACGAAUUCGAUUGUAUGGCAGUUCUUCAAGAACACACACAAGAUGUCAAGGUCGUAGCUUGGCACCCCACUGAGGAUCUUCUUGUUAGUGGAAGUUAUGAUGACACAAUCUGCUUUUGGAGAGAUGAUGGUGAUGAUUGGGCUUUAACAUGUCAAUUGCAAGGCCAUGAGAGUACCGUUUGGGCUCUUGCCUUCUCCCCUAGUGGAUCUAUCCUGGCCUCUGCCGACAAUGAGGGCAACAUAAUUUUAUGGACAAAGACUUUUAGUAAUGAAUCUGAGGCUAUUAGUAAUUCUACAAAUAUUCUACGGCCAUCUUUACAAGAAGAAUGGAUCAGAAAGGCAACUUUGCCUCAUCUGCAUCAAGGUGCUGUGUACUCGAUUGCCUGGAUAAAUGAUCAAGUAUUAGCAUCUGGUGGAAGCGAUGGAAAAAUUAUUGUUUAUGAAAGUGAAAAACAUGAUGAUAACAUUUGGAGAGUUUCCAUUGAAAAAGAGCGCGCACAUGAUGUUUAUGAAAUCAAUUCUAUAGCCUGGUUAGGAAACGAUAAGCUUGUUUCGGGUGGUGAUGAUGGCGAGUGUCGCGUAUGGCAUAUAAAAUGAAGCAAAAAAUGUUUAAAAGUCUUUUUUUUUGGUUAAUGAAUGAUGAAGAUGAACAGAAAGCAUUUAAUUCUCAAUUCAUUAGGGUAAAUAGAAUUAUUAAAGGAUGAUGUUCAUGGUGAUUCCAAAGAUGAAGUGUAGAAUAGCCAAGGAACCAAAAAAAUAGAAAAAAAGAAGGUAAAAGAGAGAGAAAACAAUAAGGUUGACGUUAAAUGUAAAAAUCAGAUGCUCAUCAAAGACUUAUAUUAAGGUUGUAAAUUAAGUAAAUAUUAAUAAAAACCGAUUUCUUUUAAUAGGAAAAAACGAAAC
This is a messenger RNA of Schizosaccharomyces cryophilus OY26, 2171 nucleotides long. RefSeq names its product par A family ATPase/WD repeat iron cluster assembly fusion protein. Gene Ontology annotation, biological process: iron-sulfur cluster assembly. NCBI's taxonomy places the organism in Eukaryota, Fungi, Ascomycota, Schizosaccharomycetes, Schizosaccharomycetales, Schizosaccharomycetaceae. Gene Ontology annotation, molecular function: protein binding; ATP-dependent FeS chaperone activity; 4 iron, 4 sulfur cluster binding. Bases 39 to 1865 code for a protein of 608 amino acids. The record is from RefSeq and is a predicted model, not a curated record. The transcript is spliced from 2 exons. Gene Ontology annotation, cellular component: cytosolic [4Fe-4S] assembly targeting complex; cytosol.